ACGGUAUUGUUCCAAUUUCUAUACAGAUCUCUAUCUUUCUUUUUUCUUCGUCUCUUUAUCUUAUUUUGUAGAUUUAUUCGAAAGCCAAGGCAUGGAAAAUUUGAUCCAUUUAACCAACAAGCUACAAACGGUAGUGGCUUCCGUAGGUGCUGACAAUGCACUUGACUUGCCUCUCAUUGCAGUGGUUGGUUCACAGUCUUCGGGCAAAUCGUCUGUUCUCGAGACGUUGGUUCAACGUGAUUUUUUACCUCGUGGCAGUGGUAUUGUUACCCGCAGACCGUUGAUACUUCAGCUUGUCACUUUGAAACAACCACAACGUCAUGAUGAGCUUGAUGAGCACCAUGAUGCCUCUGCCACAACAACCGCUGCCACUACCAACACAAGUACAGUCGUAGGAGUAGCACCAUUAGAAGAAUAUGGUGAAUUCUUACACAUCAAGAACAAAAAGUUUUAUGAUUUUGAAGAGAUUCGACAAGAGAUUGAACGCGAAACGACUCGAUUAGCUGGAAGCAAUAAAGGCAUCUCUCGCAUGCCCAUUCAGUUACGUAUUUAUUCUCCUCGAGUUUUAAACUUGACGUUAGUGGAUUUGCCAGGCUUAACAAAGAUUCCAAUAGGGGACCAGCCUAAUGAUAUUGAAAAACAAAUAAGAAGCUUGGUGAUGGAUUACAUUUCGAAUCCGAAUAGUAUUAUUCUCGCAGUAACACCAGCUAAUUCAGAUCUCGUGAAUUCAGAUAGUUUGAAAGUCGCUCGACAAGUCGAUCCAGAAGGCAAACGAACCAUUGGUGUAUUAACCAAAUUAGAUUUGAUGGAUGCGGGCACCAACGCGUUAGAUAUCUUAUCAGGCAGGUCUUACCCGCUCAAACUAGGCUUCAUUGGCGUCGUCAAUCGAAGUCAACAAGAUAUUUUGACCAACAAACCCAUGGCGAGUGCGUUAGAAGCAGAAAAGCAAUUCUUUCAAACCCAUCCAGCCUAUAAAAGCAUCGCCUCUCGAUGUGGCACUCAAUACCUCAGUCAACAGUUAAAUACCAUCCUUCAUCAACAUAUCAAAGAAAAGUUACCCGAAUUAAGGACCAAAUUAAGUACAUUGAUUAGCCAGACACAACAAGAGUUGAAUCAAUACGGUGACCCGCUCAACAGUAGUAGCCACCCUGCUCUUUUGAACGGCCUACCCAAGGAAGAGCUUGCUUUGUAUCAAGGGCCCCUCAUUUUACGUCUGAUCACCAAGUUUUCCAAUGAUUUUAUUGCAGCGAUUGACGGUACAUCGGCGGAGAUGUCGACGAAGGAAUUGUGUGGUGGCGCACGUAUUUAUUACAUAUUCAACAAUGUGUUUGGACAGGCAUUAGAAGCGAUCCCAGCCUGCUCUAAUCUGACCAAUCAUGAUAUCCGUACAGCCAUUCGGAAUUCGACGGGUCCUCGUCCUUCUUUAUUUGUGCCCGAGUUGGCGUUUGAUUUAUUGGUUCGACCGCAAAUCAAAUUAUUAGAAGCGCCUAGUUUAAGAUGCGUCGAGUUAGUCUACGAAGAAUUGAUGAAAGUGUGUCACAGUUCAGAAAUCAAGGAAUUAUUGAGAUACCCACGACUCCACCAACGUUUGGUUGAAGUCGUCUCCGAACUACUACGAGAAAGAUUAACACCCACGUCAAGCUAUGUAGAAAGUUUGAUUGCUAUUGAAAGAGCGUAUAUCAAUACCAAUCAUCCUGAUUUCUUGGGUGCAGCAGGCGCGAUGGCCAAUAUUGAAACCGAAACAAAGCGAAAGAAAAAAUGGGACAGUAAGCGAAAACAGCAACAGUCCAUGCUAUCACACACCACGACAAUGACGGCGACGGCGACGGCGACGACGACGACGACGGCGUUACUCAAUGGCAAUGUCUCUCAGAAUAACAGCAGUAGUCAGCCACCCCCUGUGAGCGAUCCAUCCUCCAUGGCCGACCCGAAUGAGAUGGAUGGCGAGGCUAACCAUGAUCAGCACCACCACCACCCCCCUCGAGAGAGUACCCAUAGUAAUAAAAAAGGAGACGCUUCAUUUUUAACGUAUUUCUUUGGUGGAGCCAGCAAAAGUGAACGGCCGGCACUAGGUUCGCAAGAAAUGAUGAACAAAGUACAACACUAUGUUCCACCGUCGAUUUCUGUCAAUAACUUGAUGGAAAACGAACUGGUGAUCAAACGCUUAGAACAAGCUUCUCUACAAAGCAACCCUAACACGAUGGCGUCAGAGAAUAGUGCUUUCAUCAACGAUAGAGAAGAAUUAGAGAUUCAACUGAUACGUACUUUAAUUACAAGCUACUUUAACAUUGUCAGAAAGAACAUUCAAGAUUUGGUACCUAAAGCUGUCAUGCACUUAUUGGUCAAUUAUUCCCGCGAAUCCAUUCAAAAUAGACUGGUGGCUUCUCUUUACAAAGAACAGCAUUUCGAAGAAUUACUGCAAGAGGAUGAUGCCAUUGCUCUUGAAAGAGAAAAAUGCAAAUCCAUGUUGAACGUUUAUAAACAAGCUUUUGAUAUCAUUAAAGAUGUCAUGUAAAAAAAAAAAAAAGAAAGCAACCCACUACACGCGCUUUUCGGGGGGCGAAGGGGGGGGGGUGAGGGGGGGUUUGUUUUUCCGAGA
Molecule: messenger RNA, 2599 nt
Organism: Mycotypha africana
Lineage: Eukaryota; Fungi; Mucoromycota; Mucoromycetes; Mucorales; Mycotyphaceae
Product: Dynamin central region-domain-containing protein
Exons: 6
Coding region: 92-2515 (807 amino acids)
Biological process (GO): peroxisome fission; mitochondrial fission
Cellular component (GO): peroxisome; microtubule; mitochondrion
Molecular function (GO): microtubule binding; GTPase activity; GTP binding
Source: RefSeq, a predicted model, not a curated record